AUGAAGGGCCCUCUGCUGCCACCUCUUUCUCAUUCUCCUCCUUCAGCUGCAGUGCUGUGGUUGGGGGAGCUGGAGAAGUGGAGCACCAGCAUGCUGCAGCUAUGGGAAAAAAAUGCGGGCAGAGCUGUGAGUGGAUGGGCUGAGCCUGUUCUUGCCAAAGGGCAGCAAGGGGGUGGCGGGAAGGAUCUGUGCUUCGGCACCAUCCAGAUGGUGGACUGCAUGGAGCAGACUGGCAAGUAUGUGCACUUCACCAUCACGAUCACUGACCAGACAGAGAUCGAAUUCCACUGCCCCGAGGACAGCUGCUGGAAUGCCUCCAUCACCCUCAUUUCAGGGAGGCGGAGGAGGCAGGGCCGAAGGAGGCAGUGGCAUCACUUCUCUCAGAUGGCCAGGUUAAGAACUGAUGUCUUAAGAUGA
Molecule: messenger RNA, 417 nt
Organism: Anolis sagrei ordinatus
Lineage: Eukaryota; Metazoa; Chordata; Lepidosauria; Squamata; Anolidae
Product: pleckstrin homology-like domain family A member 2
Biological process (GO): positive regulation of apoptotic process
Molecular function (GO): phosphatidylinositol phosphate binding
Source: RefSeq, a predicted model, not a curated record